This is a messenger RNA of Cydia pomonella (codling moth), 954 nucleotides long. Its product is annotated as PCNA-associated factor-like. The transcript is spliced from 5 exons. The record is from RefSeq and is a predicted model, not a curated record. Lineage: Eukaryota; Metazoa; Arthropoda; Insecta; Lepidoptera; Tortricidae. Bases 249 to 815 code for a protein of 188 amino acids.
AUUAUUCAUACAGUAAAAUUCGUCAAAAUCAAUUCAGAAGGCUAGUUAGAUAUUGUCUUUGGACGUGUUUAAAAAAUGAUCUCAAACAUACCGGCUUUUGGCGCCUUUUCUAAUGUCAGUUGUGUCUUAACUUUUAUUAAUAUUUAUAGAAUUUAAUUGAAGGCUAAUGGAUUGAUACAUUGUUUAUAAAAGUUAUUUACUAUUUAAUAUAUUGAUUUUCUAUCUAAUUUCCUACUAUUGCUUGAAACAUGGCGAGAACAAAAGCAUCUGCCGGCGCUAAAGUGGCGUCAGGUAAAAGUAGUAAAGCAAGAUGUAGCGUAGCGAUACCUGCUAGCUCGUCAGGAUCUUCAGGCAGCAGUGAUCGGGCGGGACGCAGCGGCGGCGGCGGUGGUGGCAAUUCGGUGUGUCCACGGGAGACCCCUAAAUGGCAGAAACCCAUCACUAAUUUCUUCAUAUGCAAAGAACCUGCUCGGGGCUCUGAUAAUGAGGAUGAAGGUGCUGAAGCAUCAAGUUCUAAGCCGGAGGCUCCGAAACCAAUUGUAGACUCAGAUGAGGGUCAUAAGGUUGAGGAGAAACCGAUAAACAAAGAACUGGAUGAAACUAUUGAAUUGGAGCCCUUAACAGGGGAAGACAGCCACAAAAUAGAGGAAUAUUACCCCAAAGGGCCAAAGGGCAAGGGUAAAGGCAAAAAAACUAAGGGCAAAGAGAACAUGGACAGUAAUGUCGAGAGAAGAAACUCCGCAAAGCGUGAACUGGAAGAAAUCACUUUUGGGGAAGAGUCUGCACAUGCCAGUAAAAGGGUAAAAGUUAAUUGAUAGAUAAGUUACACUUUUAAAAUAAUCUGCCUGGUGCAGUACAAAAUAUAAUACACAUUGGGGGACCAUUCUGUUUUAAUAUAAAUGAAAUAUAGUACUAAAAUUGUUCUGUAUAAAUAAACGAACCUUUUGACCGCCA